CUUAUCUGUCAGUUUAUUGACGGCUGUGGACUGAGUUUAGAGCAGAUUUACUCAGUCUCACAAUGGCUUGCAUGUGGAAAUUUAUUCUGCUCAACGUUUUCAUCGUCUCUGGUAGAAGUGACGCGCUGACAGGUUAUUUCUGGCACAUCUCAGACCUCCACUGGGACCCUUCUUAUAAUUUCUCCAGCAGCUCUCAGUCAAAAUGUGCUUCCAGCGGAGGCCGACCGACUCCACAUGCAGGCCGAUAUGGAGAUUAUGUCUGCGACUCACCCUGGAGUCUGAUCAACUCUUCCCUGACCGCCAUGAGAGAGAUCCUGCCCGAUCCGGACUUCAUCAUGUGGACUGGAGAUGAUACUCCUCAUGUUCCUGAUGAUCAGCUGGGAGAGCCGGCUGUGCUCCAAAUAAUCGGCAACCUCACCACCAUCAUCAAGAGCACUUUUCCCAAAACCAAGGUGUAUUCUGCAAUGGGAAAUCAUGACUACCAUCCAAAGAACCAGAUGCCUCCAGCAAAAAACACCAUUUACGAGCAAACGGCAAACCUGUGGCGUGACUGGCUCCACACUGCCUCACAGGAAACCUUCAAAACAGGUGGAUAUUACACUGAAAAGCUGCUGAAUCAGACUGGUUUGAGAGUCAUUGUCCUCAACACAAACCUCUAUUAUGAUCAGAACAAACUGACAGAAAACGUCAAAGAUCCUGCAGAUCAGUUCAGCUGGGCUGAUAAAGUGCUUCAGGACGCAGCCAAAAAUAACGAGAAGGUCUACAUCAUUGGUCACGUUCCUCCAGGGCUGUUUGAGAAGAAGCGGGAUAAAGGCUGGUUCAGAAAAGAGUUUAAUAAGCGCUACAUUGAGCUCAUCCAGAAGCACAGUGCUGUGAUCAUGGGCCAGUUCUUCGGGCAUCACCACACCGACAGCUUCCGCAUGUUUUACAACUCCAAAGGAUCUCCAAUAAGUGCGAUGUACCUGACUCCUGGGGUUACGCCGUGGAUAACAACAUUACCUGGUGUGAUCGAUGGAGGAAACAAUCCUGGAAUCCGCGUCUUCGAGUAUGACACCAAAACACUGCUGGUCAAGGACAUCAUCACCUACUACCUGAACCUGACAUACGCAAACAUUGCACGUGCUCGCUGGGAGAAGGAGUACCGCCUGACGGAGGCCUUUCGGGUGCCGGACGCCUCUCCAGCCUCCAUGCACCGUGUGAUGGAGCGGAUAUCCAGUGAAAAGUGUUCCCUGCAGAAGUACUUUGAGCUGAACUCGGUCAGCUACGACCUGUCGGAGUGUCACGCAGACUGCCGUGUGGAUCAUGUGUGUGCGCUGAGGGAAGUGGACUUUGACGCCUAUGAGAAGUGUGUGUUGAAGGAGGGAGGAUCAUCCAAUGCUCCGGUGCUGUUCAUUUUGUUUCUUUCUCUAAUGCUCAGUCUGUGGAGUCUCAAUUGAUCCUACUGAAUAGUUUGUUUGUUUAAACAGAAGUUGACAAACUUAGCAUUUAAUAUUCAUAUAUUUAAUCAAUUUUGGCCUGUUUUGGCACCUGGGGUUCAUUCUUUAUUGGGGAAUUAUAAUUUGACACAAUCCAGAAUUGUUUGUUUCUUUGAAGCUCAUCCUGGAGUUGUUGUCAUGGCAACAAGUCCAUCAGUUUAUAUAUUAUUAUGCAUUUCAUAUAAACAGGAUUAGAUUUUAAAGAGUAUUGGGUAACACUUUUUUUCUUGAAUGGGGGUGCUCAUAAGACUGUUAUAACACCUUUAUAAUCUUAUAAUGACAGGUCAUGAAUAUGAAUGAAAUUAUGCAUAUUCACAUAGUUGUUAUUCAAAUGCAAAGAGGACAACUUGACAUAAACACAUCAUAACCUGUCUUUGACAACUUGACUAUUAUCAAGACUUGUCAUAAAUCUGUCAUAAACAUGACUGUCAUGAGGCCAUUAUAGCUGAGUCUGCUUUCAUUGGUCAAAUGCUAAAGCCAAUAAAACACAGAAAGAUAGAUCAUUCUUGAAGGGGGCGUUCAUAACAUUGUCAUGACACCUUUAUAAUCAUAAUAAAACAUGAUGCAUAUGAAUGAGAUUUUAGGCAUGUUUAUGACAACUGUUAUUAAAUGUCAUUAGCUCAGUUAUGUCACUUUAAGUGCAAAGAUGACAUUGGUUUAGAUGUGUUUAUGACAACCUGACAUAAACACAUCUUAACCUGUCUUUGACAACUUGACUAUUAUCAAGACUUGUCAUAAAUCUGUCAUAAACAUGACUGUCAUGAGGCCAUUGUAGUUGUGUCUGCUUUCAUUGGUCAAAUGCUAAAGCCAAUAAAAGACAGAAAGAUAGAUCAUUCUUGAAGGUGGUGUUCAUAAGACUGUCAUGGCACCUUUAUAAUCAUAAUAAAACAUGAUGCAUAUGAAUGAGAUUUUAUGGAUGUUUGACAACUGUUAUUAACUGCCAUUAGCUCAGUUAUGUCACUUUAAAUGCAGAGAUGACAUUGAUUGAGAUGUGUUGAUGACAACUUGACAUAAACACAUUAUAACCUGUCUUUGACAACUUGGCUAUUAUUAAGACUUGUCAUAAAUCUGUCAUAAACAUGACUGUUAUAAGGCCAUUAUAGUUGUGUCUGCUUUCAUUGGUCAAAUGCUAAAGCCAAUAAAAGACAGAAAGAUAGAUCAUUCUUGAAGGGGGUAUUCAUAAGACUGUCAUGGCACCUUUAUAGUCAUGACGUAACACAUCAUGCAUAUGAAUGAGAUUUUAUGCAUGUUUAUGACAACUGUUAUUAACUGUCAUUAGCUCAGUUAUGUCAUUUUAAAUGCAGAGAUGACAUUGAUUGAGAUGUGUUGAUUACAACUUGACAUAAACACAUUAUAACCUGUCUUUGACAACUUGACUAUUAUCAAGACUUGUCAUAAAUCUGUCAUAAACAUGACUGUCAUGAGGCCAUUAUAA
Molecule: messenger RNA, 2910 nt
Organism: Danio aesculapii
Lineage: Eukaryota; Metazoa; Chordata; Actinopteri; Cypriniformes; Danionidae
Gene: smpdl3b
Product: sphingomyelin phosphodiesterase acid like 3B
Exons: 8
Coding region: 63-1436 (457 amino acids)
Biological process (GO): sphingomyelin catabolic process
Molecular function (GO): sphingomyelin phosphodiesterase activity
Source: RefSeq, a predicted model, not a curated record